UUCCUUUUGUUAAUUUCAUUUCUUUCUUUUCCAUUUUCUCUCUCCCAAACAGAAAACCUUAAAUUUCAGGGAAAGGAGAAAAAAAGAGCUUUACUUUUUGUAAUUGCUUAUUCGGUAGUUUUCGAUGUUUUGCUCUUUUCGUCUCCUCGUUCUUGUAGCUCAGAAAUUACGGGUUUUCAUUGCCGCUUUUGUCUUAGCACUCACUUCAAUCAUGGAUCAUAAUUGAACUGAUUCAAAGGAUUUUAGUUUUGGGAAGUUUCUUCCAGAAAAAUUGUCAAGGCAUGGUUUGGACGGUUACCUGUCAGUAACAAUUUGCGUGUGAUUGCAAAGAGAUGGAUCACACAAAAAAUGAGAGGGAAAAUGGAAUGUUCCCUAAGGAUCAAAUGUUAUCGCCGUUAAUCGAUGAUGGCGACUUCGAGGCAUCUACAGACGGGGGAGUUGCAUUGAAGAAAGGCCCAUGGACAGCUGCUGAAGAUGCAAUUUUGAUCGACUAUGUGAAGAAACAUGGGGAAGGCAACUGGAAUGCUGUUCAGAAGCAGUCUGGACUACUUCGUUGUGGAAAAAGUUGUCGGUUACGUUGGGCAAAUCACUUGAGGCCGAACUUGAAGAAAGGGGCAUUUACUCAAGAAGAGGAACAACUGAUUAUUGAACUUCAUGCAAAGAUGGGAAAUAAAUGGGCUCGGAUGGCUGCUCACUUGCCUGGUCGUACAGAUAAUGAAAUAAAAAACUAUUGGAAUACACGGAUUAAGAGACGUCAACGUGCUGGGUUACCUCUGUAUCCUCCUGAAGUGUGCGUGCAAGCAUUGCAGGAGAGCCACCAUACCAGUGCAGUUAAUGAUGGGGCUAAAGGACCUCAUGGUAUCUUGCAGAACGACAGCUAUGAGAUUCCUGAUGUUGUAUUUGACAACUUAAAGGCAAAUCAAAAUGUCUUGCCUUACUUCCCUAAACUUCCUGGUAUAUCAACCAGCGGCAUGCUAAUAAAAGAUCUAGGUUCCUCUCAAUAUUAUAGUUUCAUGUCACCAACUAUCUAUUGCCAGAAGCGUCUUCGUGGACCAACAGCAUUUUUCCCUGGUUAUACUGGUGCUGUUAAAAGUGAAUGCCCCUUGUUUGAGCAUUUUGAAGAUGGUAUGCUAAACAAGGCUGCUCAGUCCUUUGGGGCGUCCUUUCCCAUUGGAACAGAUCCUGCAGCUAAGAACUCCCAGUCAUUUGGUGUAUUCCAAGGAAGCCAUUCCCUUCCAAAUGGCAAUCUCUCUGCUUCAGAGCCCACUUUGGAGGCUGUGAAGUUAGAGCUCCCUUCAUUCCAAGAUCCAGAAACUGAUUUCGGUAGCUGGGGCACUUUGUCUUGCUCACCACCUUUACUCGAGUCUGUCGAUGCUUUUAUCCAGUCACCACCACCAAGCGGUGGACUGGAGUCGGAUAGUCUUUCACCCCAUAAUAGUGGUCUGCUGGAUGCUAUUUUUCACGAGUCAAAAACUCUAAGUAGUGCAAAGAAUCAUGCAUCUGACCAGAGUUCAAAUUCAACAACUCCUGGUGAUAUAACCGAAGGUUCUGAUUUCAACAUUUGCAAGACAGCUUGGGAAAACUGUGGUGAGCCUCGUUCUCCAUUGGUUCAUUCAGCAUCUUCUCUUUUCAGUGAGUCUAUUAGCGCAAGCGGCAGUUCGCCAGAUGAACCAUCAUCUGGUGAAACCUUUACUGAGUCUCAAAAAAAAUACGAACCAGCUGACAAUGUCUUGACCCCAGGGAUACAGAAAGAGGCUCAUAUUCAGUUGGACAAUGGUUGCUCUGAUACAUUACUAGCUUCUGAUUGGUUCGAACAAGGUCCUCUUUACGAUCCGGACCAAACAGUCAUGGCUGAUACCAUAGCAACCUUUCUUAGUGAUGAUUUGAGUAGCGAGUACAAGAAUAUGGCAGCUGGAACAUCUUUUUCAAGUCCAGAAUGGGACCUUGGUUCAUGUGCGUGGAAUGAUAUGCCUUUUGUCUGUCCAAUGCCCAAACUCCCUUGAGAUCUGCUGUUGUUUCCUUCAUUCAGUAAUUGUUUUCGAUUCAAGUAGUCGAGCGAACCUGAUUUACCAAAGUUCAUUUGGGAUGAGACUAAUAUGACGUGAGUCAUGGAUGUUUGAUGUAUUGUUUUUGAUGAGUUUUUUCUUGAACUAUUGGAUACUUGUAUGCCAUUCAGGAACUUUCGGGUAUACAAAUGUAUUCAAGCUGUUGUUAUAAUUUUGGAAUAACUAUGCACUUUUAGCAUGGAGUCCCGAACAAUCAUGUUGCUCGAAUUCUUCAUUUUUC
Molecule: messenger RNA, 2286 nt
Organism: Hibiscus syriacus
Lineage: Eukaryota; Viridiplantae; Streptophyta; Magnoliopsida; Malvales; Malvaceae
Product: transcription factor MYB33-like
Exons: 5
Coding region: 333-2003 (556 amino acids)
Source: RefSeq, a predicted model, not a curated record